Lates calcarifer (barramundi perch) is the source of this 2034-nucleotide messenger RNA. RefSeq lists its product as uncharacterized. Bases 440 to 1135 code for a protein of 231 amino acids. The transcript is spliced from 3 exons. Lineage: Eukaryota; Metazoa; Chordata; Actinopteri; Centropomidae. The record is from RefSeq and is a predicted model, not a curated record.
CAUGGGCAUUACAAGAGGAAGAGUGGGCUGCCAAAAAAUGUGACCUCUCCCAUCUAUUCUUGAACUGAAACAUGAAGUUAGUUACGCAUACUGUGGGUCCAAAAAGUUGUCAAAACUUCAUAGCUUUGUCAGUGUCUCAGCAGGUUUACUAGGUCUCCCGCCAUUCAAGCUCCUGUGCAGUGCACAUUUCAUUUCCGACCCCUGCUUAGUUUUCCUGAAACUGGACGCCGGGGCUGAUUAAUAAAACAUCCUUUAUGUGCUGCUGGCCGAUCACCGGAGCCCUUUCAGCUGUAUAAGUGGUGAAAGGCGACAUAAUCUUACCCAGAACAAGAUCUGGACUGAGAUUGAGAGACGCGCACAACAGAGAGAAGGGCACACAACAGGAGGAGGACCACAAGAAAAAAAAAAAAAAAAAAAAACAAAGAAAAAAAAGAAGAGGAUGAGCAGCAUGUUAAAACCCCAGCAGCACGGUGAGCUACUCCUACGAGACUCUCCGCCGGUUUUUGGGAAGCCGUGGUACUGGCAGCGCAACAGCGGCACCAUGGAGAGCACCCGCAGCCUGGCGCAGGUCAUUAUGGAGAUGCGCGAUGAAAUCAAGAAGCUGGAGGCGGAGAACAGAGAGCUGCGUGGGGACUACGGUCGACGGUCAUUUGGGGCCGUGCCAGGGGAAACUAGCCCGGCGUCUUCGACGGUGGAGAAGCGGAGUGGAGGAAUGGAGGAAAACCCUUACGUUAACCUGAGACGGAAUGUGUCCGCACCGGUCCUGGAGGGACAGUACAAGGAGAACACUGUCAUGACUGUCCGAAGAUACUCCAUGGGCUCAAACCUGUCUGGGGUGACCAUGAGAGAGGGAAGGACCGACAGGGUGCGGCGGAGUGACUCUGGAUGGGGAAGGCUACAAGAGGAAAUCCAGCAUGGGAACGGCGUCUUUGGAAACCCAGCGAGAGGAGAAGUGGGAAAAGUUACUAACAGGCACUCUCUGCAGGAAUAUGUCCACAAAAACAGGGCCAAGGUAAAAACUGUGACCUUCCUUCUACCCGUGGAUGACAUUUACACCAACCGUCCAGUUCUGACCAAACACCAGGAGGAGCCUAAAAUCACUGAGCUGGCCUCCAUAAUUGAGACUGAUUCUUGAAAGAACUUUUAAAUACUGUGGAUGUGGCCACGGGACAAAAUGCAGACAUGAACUGAGCCUCUGUGGUCUGAACCUGGUUACACCUCUUCAUCUAGGUCAGUGUAGAUUGGGCUCUUAAUGAGCAGGCCAGCAGACCGAUUUUAUCACACCUGGCCACACAAACAGAAGACUCUGGUUACAGGUGUUGUUUUCAUCUGGCCAUGGCAAUCCAGGCCCGGUCAACAGUGAUGAGACACAGGGGCACUCUGCGGCGAGGAUCGGAUGUCUUAGAUUCCUCUUCCCUACCCGGGGUGUUGUUUUGGAGUGAGACACCUGCAGGUGACAGCCCUUUUAAGGCCAGCUGUGGUCACAGACGUAGGCCUCGUGAGCAACAUCAGACUCAUUACUUAAUCAUCCUUGUUUCUUUUCACAUUGUAAACUGAAUGGGGCGGUUGAGGGACUAUGUGUGUGUUUAUUUCAGUGCUCAUAAAGAGUGUAUUUUUUAGUCAAAUCACACAUUGUAGUCUCUGCGUUUAUGCAUGGAAGGCUCAUUGUAAAUAAAGCAGUGUUUAGCAUACCUAUAUGUAAAUUAGACACCUUGUAAGCUAUUACCUGUGUCAUAUACAGUGUUAUGUGUUGUUUUGACAAAUUUAAAGAAGCUCAUUUAGUGUUACAAUUAUAUAUCCCUCAUAUCCUUACAGUGGGUCAGUUUAAAGUUUCUAAAUAAUACAGUAAUAUCACAUUUAAGUAUUUAUAGGACUGGAUAUACAGCUUCAUUUUGAGUUGUACUUUCAGAUAGAGGUUAAGUGGCUAGUGAAGUUUACAUUUUCUGUAUUAAUGUUUCUCUUCGAUGCUUUGGUGCUUGGAUAUACCACAGAUCUGUCUGGUUUGAUAGCAUGAAAACAAAAGCAAAGCCUCUU